CCCUAAGGCUGCCUUGAACCAUUGCCAACUCCCCGCCAACUCCCCAACAACAGCCCCCCAAGCGGCGCGUGCACCCACCCCACGAUCCUCACCUUCAACUCCCCGUAUGCGAUUCACGAUCCCAAACCGUCACAAAAGAAAAUUCCCAACAAACCUCUUCGUUUGGCAGUCUACAACCCCCACAUCAUCACUCACUUCACCAUGCCGCCCGCGGUCGCGAUCCGAGGUGGCCCGUGGGCGUCCUCGGCGUCCAGCUCCGCCCGCGGUAAGCGUGGUACCGCAUCCAAGGCGAACCAAGGUGGAAAGGGCAAGACUGUGCUGCGGAACGCGGGCACCGGUGCGAAGAGACAUCGGAAGCCUAUGAGGGAUUGUAUCCGGGGUAUUACUAGGCCUGCUAUUCGGUAUGUUUUUUUUUUCUUUCUUGAUUGUGAGAGAUUUUCUUCAAUCGAGAUUUCUUGGUCCAUCUGGAUGAGGGUGAAAUUACUCAAGUUUACUGAGAUGAGUGAGGGCGAUGAGGGGAACUUGCGUUUGGCGUUUUCCUCCUUCACCGAAUCUCAUUCGGUGUUCAUCACGAGCAUCAUCACCUGCUUCACCCACCUCACCUACUCCGGUGUCUCUACCACGACGACACACACUACCUCCUUCCUUCCUUUUAGAAGUGAAUCUGAAGCUAACCGCAUAUUCUCAUGUAGUCGUCUAGCUCGUCGUGGCGGCGUCAAGCGGAUUUCCGCCAUGGUCUACGAUGACGUCCGUUCGGCUAUGAAGACCUGGCUCGAGUCUGUCCUGACAGACUGCGUGACGUAUGUGGAGCAUCGUAAAAUGAAGACUGUUCAAGUUACCGAUGUCUUACAUGCUCUGGCCCGCAAGGGUAAGCCGAUCUAUGGCUUCGACCCCGAUACCUUUGUCGACCCGAAGUCGCGCAAGGCCAAGGCAGCAGGCAUCCACGACUGAGAGUGUUCUACCCGUUUACCCCUUCUUGCGUCUCUUCAGGUUUAGAGAGGCAAGCUGUUGGUCAAAGACGCCAAAACCAUCUCCACCACCAGUCAGAAAAGCG
Molecule: messenger RNA, 1054 nt
Organism: Colletotrichum acutatum
Lineage: Eukaryota; Fungi; Ascomycota; Sordariomycetes; Glomerellales; Glomerellaceae
Exons: 5
Coding region: 202-951 (249 amino acids)
Biological process (GO): nucleosome assembly
Cellular component (GO): nucleosome
Molecular function (GO): DNA binding; protein heterodimerization activity; structural constituent of chromatin
Source: RefSeq, a predicted model, not a curated record